GGCAGGGGGCAGCCGCCGCCUCCCCCGCCCGGCGGCUCUACGCCGUUUGCGUAGCGUGCCCCAAGAUGGCGUCGCGGUCGUCGUCGUCGGCGGUGGCCGGAGUGCUGGCAGCGGCGGCGGAGCGGCUGGAAGUGAAGGGAGGGAUGAGGCGGGCGAAAGGCGGCAGCGCGUAGCGGGGCGGCUCCCGGCCUGCGGGAGACAGAGCGGAGACCGAGAAAGAGACUGUCGCGGUCCUCCGGCCUCCUCCCCCCUUCCCCGCUCCCCUCAGCCCCAAGCCGCCCCCUCGGAGCGGAGGAUGAUGAAGCUCAAGUCCAACCAGACGCGCACCUACGACGGGGACGGCUACAAGAAGCGGGCGGCCUGCCUGUGCUUCCGCAGCGAGAGCGAGGAGGAGGUGCUGCUGGUUAGCAGCAGUCGUCAUCCCGACCGAUGGAUUGUCCCUGGGGGUGGCAUGGAGCCCGAGGAGGAGCCCAACGUGGCCGCUGUGCGAGAAGUCUGUGAAGAGGCUGGAGUGAAAGGGACGUUAGGAAGAUUAGUGGGAAUUUUUGAGAAUCGGGACAGGAAACACAGGACAUAUGUUUACGUACUUAUUGUCACAGAAGUGUUGGAAGACUGGGAGGACUCUGUCAAUAUCGGAAGGAAAAGGGAAUGGUUUAAGAUAGAAGAUGCCAUAAAAGUUCUGCAGUAUCAUAAACCGGUGCAGGCCUCGUAUUUUGAAACCUUGAGGCAAGGUUGUUUGGCAAACAACGGCACUCCUGUCAUGACCACGACGUACUCUGAGAGCUCCGUGUCUGACAUCAGAUGACUGAAGACGUCCCCAUGAGAAAAAUUUUGAAAAUAGACUGAAACACGGAUUUCCCUCCCCUCCCCUUUUUUCACAUGCCUCCUCUUAUCAAACAAGGCAUGGGCAGCAGCCUGUGGCAGAGCAAGUGUUGAGAGUGCUGCAAUUUAGUGCAAGGUGGGAUUAUUAUUAUUUUUUUUGUUGUUGUUGGCUUUUUUUUUUUGCUUUUUUUUGGAUAUGUAUUUUGUAAAAUACAUUUUGUGCAUGAAGUGCCCCUUUCCCGUGACACCGCUUCCAUGGCCUGGCGAGCGAGGCUGCCAGUUUGGCCUCUGCCUUGUGUUCUGAAGUGUCCCGUUCGUGUCAUCCCAGCCAUAGCCACUUUUUUUUUUGUUUUUAAUUAAAAGACUUCAAAUGUGAGAUCAGCUCUUUUUAAGUCUUAGUCUGUACUGUAAGGUGCUGUUCAGACCUGUGUGGUGGUCACUUUCAGCGCAUAUGUAUAAACUUUUUUUAGAUGGAGAAUCUAACGUUUUAAUUUUGCGGGAAUUUUUUUUUUUUUUUAAUCCUGGUCUGCUUCUGAAAAGAAGGGUUCAUAAUUCAUCUGUUUGCCUUUUUUUCUGUUGUUUUUUUUUUUUUUUUAAAAAAAAUACACAUUCUGUGACAGUGCUAGUGGCUGGGCCAGUUUAUUCCCCGUUCAGUAUCUCCCGAUUUAGUGCAGUGACACUUGAAGUUGAGGGCAGAGUUUUGAUCCCCCGCAGACAUCCCUGCUGCUCCACUGCUUCUCCUCCAGCUUCCGCCAAGGUUUCCUGCAUUGACAUCGAAACGAAAAAAGGAGUUGGUCUUUUAGCACUUGGCCAAAAAUAAAUAGCCUCAGAAACGCUAUGAUAGAAACUGAAUUUCCUUGUCUGUGGUAGGAAUCAGGGAUUCGAAGUGGGGUCAAAGUCUGACAAACUGGAGCGUCGAUCACCAAUGCUGUUGUGCUGAUCCUGCUGCGUUCUGCUGAUGUCUCUUCUUGUCCACAUGCCUUAUACCGUGCUGAACUGGAGACUUGUAAUCUGUGCUAAAGCAUCGGAUCCUACUCGCUGAGUGUUACUGCACGAACCCUGGGCUGGAUAACUGUGUGUGUCCCUGAAAGGAAGUCCGGGGGGAGAAAUUCAGGUGUUGGAUCUCUUGUCCUGUGGUUCUGCAGCACUUACAAUUGCACCAUGGAGCAUGCUCAAAACGUUUAAACUCUCCCUCCGUGAAAGGUACAGCUGAUUCAGAGCAGAAUUGCUGGCUGGAGAAAUACACCGUUUAAUAGGAUAGUUCCCCUGAUGCAUUGGCACAUUUCCUUUUUUUUUUUUUCCUGUUUUUGUUGUUUUUAUUGAUGUAAGUUUCAUGCUGUCUUGAUUUGCCAACAGUGUUGUCUAGUUGGGAAAUAAAAUGGGAAGGGGUAGGGGCUGGGGAGUGGGUUGGGACAGGUACAAGUUUUGGGAGGGGCAUUAAUUAAUCCCUGGCUUGGGACAAGAAGUAGUUGCUGAAUUCAGUAACUUCUCCUUUGUCAGAGCAUAGCCAAGAUGUGAAAUUAAAUCUGCAGUACUCUCUCUCUUUUUUUUUUUUUCUUUUUUUUUCCCCCUCCUCUUUAUUUAACAAAAAAUAUUCUAAUAAAUACUCACUGUUCCGGAGUUUUCUCUCUUCCCGAGAAGCGCUUACAAUAUAAAAAUCUGCUGGAAAUAUCCAUGGAGCCUGGGACGAGGGGGAAUGGUAUCCUUGCUGCUUUGGCAAGAAGCUGUUCAUUUUAAGAUCCUAUUCUGUUCCUUUACUCGUUCUCCCUGCUUUCAUCAGCGUGGAGUAGCAAGGCCAAAAGCAGUGCCAGUGAUGGCUAACAACGAAAAACCACGCGUAAGGAAAAGCUGAGAGGCAUUAUUCAAGGAGUAGCUUGAAACCGAGCAGCUGGAAUUGAGCCUAAAUUACACCAGUUCAGUUCACUUCAACUGAGAGACCGAAUGUACGAUACUUUCUUACUCUGUGCUGAUCGGCCUGAACCAAACUCUCAAAAACAAACAAAGGGCUUUGAAUAUUGUAUCUGGAAGCCUACAAGAAAUUCAGCCAGUCCGCUGUCACCGAGCCGUGAGUGGCACUAACACAGCCAUCUACUGCCUUCAAUUGAGUUUUUUGUCUUUACUGUACAGAUUAGUAUGUUGGAAAUGCUUUGCGACGAAACAGCCGGUACUCCUGAAAGAGUAACUGCAGUUUUAAUAUCGACAGCAUGCACACUUUUGUUUUUAAACUAAAAAAUUGUUUUUACAGGGCUGUUAAACUGACGAUUUAGGGUAGAAUAUUGUUAAUGACUUGCUAAUGGCUUAUUUGUUUGGGUCAGAAAAAAAUAAAUUGUGCCAAGAAAGUGUUUUAAUGUGGCAUGAAUUGAUGCUGUUAACACAGUAACAUCCAGUGGCCGAUAUUAUGCCUUCUUAACUGGAAAUAGCUCCUGGGGUAGAAAUAGCCUUUAUUUACCAGAGAUUUCAGAAUGGGCCUUAGUCCUGUGCUGCCCGAAUCUCUCCCUGCCCCACACCAGUUCCCGUCCCCCUCAGCAUCUGAGGCUCCUCUCUGGUAACGAUCCAGCUGUGUGCCCUGGCAGUUUAGGUGAUUUUUCUCCAAAAAAUGAUGUUAAAUUGGUUUGGGACCGACAAUCAAACUACCUUUAUUAGUGACAGGAGUUGUUUUGAGGAUAAUGUGUGCUCUGGGGUCUGGACUGGAGCCUGCGUGCUGGCGCUGCGAGGGGCUGCUCUCCUGACCAACUGCGACCCCCCUCCCCAGGAACAGACUCAGACUCUCCCCCCCUUGCUAAAACUGGUGCUAUAUCGAGCCGGCCUUGGAGAUAGUGGGAUUCUUACCUCAAACCACGUAGUGUCUCACCUGACCCUUUAAGUCGAAGGUGACAAUGUGUCUCAGCUUCCCCUUGAAGAAUAACCUCCUUAGGUUGGCUUUCAACCUGCGCUUCCAUCUUGCUUGGCACUGGCCUCUCUGUAAAUAAACCAGGAAUAACGAUGCUCCGUUUAGACAUCCUCCGAGUCUGCGGCAAAUCCAUCGAGUCAUCCUCAAGGUGUGGGUUUCAGAUGCUUCUCUUCGUCCUCUGAAACCCAAUUAGGGAUAAAUGCCAGGCGUGUUGAUGAUGCUCAGCUUCCUAUGAAUUACUUAUUGGCAAACCUCUGAGCCCAGGGGUCUCGGUGUCUUCUUCCAGUGUCUUCUGUGACGAUUUAGGGGUAGAGUCAUUUCACUAAUAGGAUUGCUUUUUCCCUUCCUGCUUUUCAUACACGAAUUCAUGGUACGUACAAGAUCACCUCACUCUUGGUACAUCAAGAAGCAAGUCUGCCUGCAGUGAGGAAGAGGCGGAGAAUUCUUGGUCCUUGAAAGACUCGAGCACUGGAUUUCUCUGUGCAGCUCAGGGUCACCUCAGGGUCCCAAACUGAGCGAUGGAAGAAGAGGGAGACCCACUGCUCGGCGCAGGAGGGUCUCAGAGCGGUUCCCACCCUUCAACAUUCAUUCACUUCCUCUGGUAUUGUCAAAAUUAGAAAAAAAAUCCUCGUAUAGCGGAGUUGCAUCCUGCCAUCUGGAUUUUUAAAUGUAUUUGAGAUCUUAAUGGGAGAAGUGCAUUCAGCACUUCAACAUGCUUAGCCUCCUGAUCUUUUAAACCUCAAAAUACUUACAGAAAUCUGGGUCUCUGUCACUGGAAGUGUUUGACAGGCCAGUUUGGAUUACUGCUGUGGCAGCAAAGUGUUAGCUGGUGGUUUGAGCUGAUGCCGGGUAGUGGGUAAACUGGGAUUUGUUGGCUCCAGCAUGGGAACAGGAGGAAAGGGAAGACACCCCUGGGGCACCAGUGUCUCCAGCAACUGCUGCUGGAUUCUUCCAGCGGGGUUUGUCAGAUCCCAAACCUUUUGGAGGAUCCUAACUGAUGUGUGAAAUUCAAAGAGGUCCCUCUGCAGAAGAGUUCCAAGUGUAAUUAAACUUAGUGGAGCCGAAAUGGAACAUAUGGAGCUCUAGGAAGUCUCUCCAGGUCAGGUUUUGGUGUGGUGGAGCAGGGAUUUCGAUGCGUUGGAUAACGGGAGCUCAGAAGUCAUGUGCGGUAGGAAACGUGCAGCACCCUUGGCUUGAAGUGGUUACUCUAAGAUGGGUUUGGGGUUUUGAAUUUGACGUUGCUCGUGCUGAGGCUUCCCAAAGGAAAAAAACCUUUCUUCAGUUAGUAACGUGUGUAAUCUCCUGUUUGGUGACACUUCCUCACAGCGUUCGAUAGUUGUGCCGCGCAGCUGUGUGUGCUGCUGUGUUGGUGCCUGGCUGUGCGAGGGUGUGAUGUGACACUGCCGGGCCCGGGAGGUGACUCAUUUUCCUUGGAGAUGCCUAGAGAAGGCUGAAAGAAGGGUGGGUUGUUUUUUUUUUUUCCAUUCUCCCUGAAAUCUGGCAUUCUGGGCUGUUGGAGUACUUCGGGUUGCUUCACAAAGACGUCUUUUGGUUUCUUCACAAAGAUGGAUUGUUUAAGUCUAGACAGAUACUGGGUAUUGCUACCAAUCUGGGGAGGAGGGGGCUUGUACCUCUGUUAUCUCUGCACAGUGGUUUUCCUUCUUACCAGCACUGGCCGAGCUGGUUUGUGCUCCCUUGGGGUGAGCCAGGGCUGUUGGGCAGAGCUCAGAGAACCCUCCCUCGCAACUGCGGUGGCUUCUUAGAAGUACGAGUGGCAUUGCCUCUCCAGGUUUGGCAUUUCCCUCUCCAGGUGUACCAUUCCUUUUGAAUUAAUGGCUACUUUGCAAGCUAAAAAUGAGAUUUAUUUUUUUUCCUAGUUAAAAACACAUUAGAGUUUGAACUGUAGGAGCCCUCCAGGACUUGAGGCAGGGAUGGCUGAGAAGGGGGCAGGACAUGAUGGCUGCGUGGGAUACAUGUUACUUGCUCAUGAUUUUGGACUCUCGGGACAAGACCUGUGGUCUCUGAGUGGUUUUACAGCUGAAAUAUCUUGAGUCUGUCGAAAAGAGGGUGUGGGCUGAGGUGUUCAGGGAGUGGGGCAGUUGCAUCACCUGCAGCGAAAAGAUAAUUCAGAAGUUGCAGAUGGUCAGUUCAUUUGUGUUUGAUGCUGUUAAACAGAGCUGACGUCUUAGAGUGGUAUUACUGAUAAACUCCAUUAGCCAGUAAUCGUAAUUAAAAUAGAAGGGGAUGAAAAUAUGGGCUUUAACAGAAGAGCACUUCCUAAUGAGGUUUUUUGAGCUGCUGCGGGGAUUGGAUGGGGAGAACACAUCUGGCUUGUUACAAUCUUGUUAUUUCUUCCCCCCAUCAGUAGGGUGAGAUGCAAGAAAUACUUGGGAGUGCACAUCCUUGGUAGUAAAACCUGCUGGGAUCUAAUUGAGUUUUUCUGUGUAGGUUACACUACGAGAAACUCUUGGAUUUCAGGUGAAGGAUGCCAUCUCCUGCCUCGCUUUGCCGGAGGAAGGCGCGGGGCAGGUGAAGGCACUUGCUGUCUCUCCAUCAUCCAAAAAUGCAUCCGUUGGGAUUUAUUUCCUUUUUCUUCCGUUCGGGGGACGCGGUUCCUUCUCAGGGUGCUUUGGUUCCCUCUUGGUAAGGCAGGUGUGUGCUCUAAGGCUGCUGUGAAGUCAAAGGGCUGCGUGGUGCUGGUGGGGAAGGAGCAGAGCCCGACCCCGGGGGGGUUGUGUGUCCGACCUCCUGCUCCCCUGGGGGGCUGCGUCUCCUCCGACGGUGGCCUUCGGCCUCGCUGCUGCGGAGGAAGGUAAGAGCUCUGGUUUGGGGGCUGGAAAGGAACUGCUUUCCGGUUCCAAUUCCAGAAAAAAACUGCGAUUUAAGUGUUCACAUCAGCUUUUUCCUCAGCAGAUGGAUGUGUGCACUUCCCAAAUUUCUCUGCAGCAAGAAGGGAGUUGAAUCCAGCGUGGUCCUGAAUGUGCCUUAAAGCAAACUCUACAAACUGAAAAAUGACAAGGGAUCGGAAUCUGCUAGUGUUGCUUUUUUCCCUUGUGCAGACACACAAAGCAUUCAGUGGCUAAAAAUGUGGGUAGGGAAUGUCAGGAAUCCUCAGUUCCCUUCCCAGAUCUCGCCCGGACUUUGGGCCUCUGCCUCAGCUUUUCCAUGCAGAAAAUGCAGUCACCGUUUUGCAACUCUCUGGUUGCUCCAGAAAAGCAAAAUAUUUGAAGGUGCCCAGAUGGAGUAUUUGCCUCUCCGGGUUAGAACAACUUCAGAUUUUCUCCCUCGUUCUCAAAAAUGCUGUUUUAUCCCAAAUGGAUGCGUUUGUGCUUUUCAGACAGCUGGAUGCAAUCUUUGUACCUGUGCGAAGGAGACGGGGGUGAAAGAUGGGUUUGAAUAUUUAACUUUCCUGGAGUAGAAGCUGCAGCUGGUGCUGGUUCUUGGGAAAGGAUCAAAAUCAGUGUCUUAGCCAAACUUGUACCAAGAAAUGAAGUUGUUGCAGAUGCUUUUUGGUGUGAAGAACUCUUACCUUACAGAGAUACUCAACAACUUUGUGGAAUCCAUCCCCUGCUCUGGUCCUGCUUUUAAAUCCCUGGGUUUUUCCUCCUGGCUCUCUCCUCCCUGCUUAAUAAGACAGCAUCAUCUAGUGGCUGCAUCACGGCCUGGGGACGCGGGUGACCUUCCUUCUGGUGUCUCUCAUCCUGGCUCGGUGUCAGAGGCUGUAACACACAGACAUAUGGACGUUCCUCGCUUUUUCUUGGUGUUGGGAUGAAUUUAACGCGGUUAAGAGGGGACUCGGCCUCAGUGGUGGAAGGUGGUGUGUAGAUACGUGUAGUGUUUUACUGGGUGUAGUGUCAUGAGCUCUGUACAUAACUGAGGGAGGUGUAGAGGGGUGAAAAAAGAACACUUAACUGGAUUGAAGAUGUAUUUAGGAGAUGUAUAAAAUCUCUUUUUGGUGCUAGUUGAUAGGGUUGGGGUUUUUUUUUCUUUUUUUUCUUUUUUUUUGUGGGAAAGUGAGAAUUUUGAAGUUAUACUUGAGAAAUUGGCUCUAGAAUUGCCUCACAUUAAUCCUGGGAGGUCCAAGAGUGUUUGCAGAACUUCCUCUAUGUCCUGUUUUCUAUUUAUUAGAGCAGAAGAUCUGGAACGAUCACUUUGCAUUUUCUGUUCAGCCCUUUCAUGAACUCUUUGUACCCGAGACCCCCCCCGAGCCAGAGAGCGGGAUCCUAGUGCCUGGCAGAGCGUGUGCCCGGUGACGGGACACAGACCUGGGCACAUUGUCCUGCUGAUGGCACCACCUGGAUGUCCGUGGGUACGAGUGGCUCUGCCUUAGGCUUUUCCAUUCCUCAUGGCACCGAGGUACCUCCAGGACCAGAGCUGUGGGGCUUUGGCCGUCUCUCCUGGUUGUGUCUCAGCCUCACCCUCAUGACCAAGGAGAAGGCUUUGAUACCAACCCAGGUACCGACCUCUCCUGCUUGGAGCAGUCCCUGUGGAAAAUGGGGUUUUUUUCAAACCUCGUGGAUACUUUUUGGAGUCGUUCAAGCAUCCAGGCCUGGGGAGGACGAUGGCAGCAGCAGAGCGGUGAGUGAUCUCCUGGGCUUUCCUGCUCCUCUGUGCCCGGCUGGUGUCCGUUGGGAUGUCUCAGUGGAGGCUCUGGUGCUGCUGCUGCCCACCUUUCCCAUGGAAAUGGCAGAGUUUGGAGGAGGGAAAACUGGUGUAGAGAGCAAACUUGCUAAUUUAUUAGAAUUGAAAGAAGCCUAAGGCUUUCCGUGAUUAUUCAGUGAAUCGUAAGUAAGUUAAAUACUCAAUUCUCUGUGAAUUCUAGGUGGUUUUGGACUUGUAAUUCCCGUAAUCUGUUUUGGUUUAUUUUUCUGGCUGCAGAGUCCUGUUCCUCGCUCCAGCGCUUUGUGUUUCUAAUCUUCUGGUAGAGUUAACACGUGGGGUUGUUUUUUUUUUAUGAUACAUUAAGUCGAAACGGUUCGCAAAAACACUUUACAGCUGCAAGGGCACUUUGGAAAUCUAGCAUUUCAGCUGAUGCUUUUUUCUCUUUCUUACCGACUUGGACUCAUUCUUACUUAUGACAUGUUUGGUCGGAGUCAAAUGCAUUAGUAGAAAACACGUUCUGUUUCUGUUGAAGGUCAGAUCUUUGCUCGACCUGUGAAUAACGCGGGUGCUCUCCUGCUCCUGCUGGGUCUGGGCUGGCAGGUGGAGCCCAUCCCUACGUCACUUGGGUCUUCUCAUCCGUGGUGUUCCCCAGACAGGCCGGUGGGGAGGGGGGCUCGCUGCCCACGCCACACUCAGCUCUGGUGUCAUGACAACCCCCCCUCGUCCCUCUUCUGCAAAGGGUCUGGGGGUGUUUUUGGGCCAGAUGUGGAGGCUGCGUGCAGCUGUGCUGAGGGAGGGCAGCGGGCAGCGUGGUUCCUCUGCUGGAGGUGUGUGCGAGGUCGUCACUGUCUUUAAAGGAUUUUAAAAAAAAAUAAAAUAAAAUUCGUGGAUGCCAGUUUGACAAGAGUGUAGGCUGUAAUCUAGUGCCAACCAAUAAACACGCCAGUAUUUCACA
Calidris pugnax (ruff) is the source of this 9269-nucleotide messenger RNA. RefSeq names its product nudix hydrolase 3 (gene NUDT3). Gene Ontology annotation, cellular component: cytoplasm; nucleus. Gene Ontology annotation, biological process: diphosphoinositol polyphosphate metabolic process; adenosine 5'-(hexahydrogen pentaphosphate) catabolic process; diadenosine pentaphosphate catabolic process. Lineage: Eukaryota; Metazoa; Chordata; Aves; Charadriiformes; Scolopacidae. The transcript has 5 exons. Bases 296 to 805 code for a protein of 169 amino acids. Gene Ontology annotation, molecular function: bis(5'-adenosyl)-hexaphosphatase activity; endopolyphosphatase activity; bis(5'-adenosyl)-pentaphosphatase activity. The record is from RefSeq and is a predicted model, not a curated record.